UAAAUAUUAUUUCAUGAAAUUUACUUUUUGAAUCUUAAUUUUUAUUUUUAUUUAUAUUUUGUAAUUACGAAACUUGUGUAAAUAUCAAUCGACCAGUUCGUUAGUUUAGUUUUAGAGGGAAAAGUGAAAUAGAUUAUUUUGCUGUUGAAAUGGGCAAAAUUGGCCUCCAGUUAAAAGCGAAUUUGGAAAAUGUUACUAAUUUGAUUCCUGAUGGAGAUGAUUACAGAUGGCAUUUAAAAUUAAGAUGCAUGAAUUGUGGAGAAGAAACAGAAAAAUGGCAAUAUAUUGUUAUUUUGGAAAAAAUACCUAUGAAAGGAAGCAGAGGAGAAGCUAAUUUGGUCAGUAAAUGUAAACUCUGUGGAAGAGAAAAUUCUGUUGAUAUUAUUAAAGAUUCUUUGACUGCUUAUUCUUCGGCGGAUGAAUCGUUUCAAACCGUAAUUAUGUUUGAAUGUCGUGGACUGGAACCUUUUGAUUUUUCUCCUAGGGGUGGUUUCAAAGCAGAAGGACUUGAAAGUGGAACAAAAUUUACAGAUAUUAAUUUAGAACAAAAGGAAUGGGCUGACUAUGAUGAAAAUGCGAAAACUUCUGUUGGAAUAUAUGACUUGGAACACAGAUUUGUGAAACUGUGAAUGGUUUGAAUUUCAGAUACUUUUUUUAAAAGUGGAAUUAAUGAUUUUAAUUCGGUAAAUAAGAAUUUGGAUGUUUUAAAUUUUCACUAGUCAUUUAUAUUUAAUCUGAAAUUUCUUCAAGUAAAUGAAAAAUUUAUAACUGCCCAUUAUGAAUAUUGGAUUGCCAAUACUUAAACAAUUGUUUUGAUGCAAGUUGUAAAAUCAAUUUUAAAAAUAUUCCUAAUUUUAUAAAAAGAGUUGAAUAAAAAAUACAUUGUUAAAC
Molecule: messenger RNA, 891 nt
Organism: Centruroides sculpturatus (bark scorpion)
Lineage: Eukaryota; Metazoa; Arthropoda; Arachnida; Scorpiones; Buthidae
Product: UPF0587 protein C1orf123 homolog
Exons: 7
Coding region: 150-629 (159 amino acids)
Molecular function (GO): lyase activity; zinc ion binding
Source: RefSeq, a predicted model, not a curated record